AUGGCCCCACUACCGGGGGCAGAGCUGGUCCAUAGGCCUCUGCAGCUCUACCGAUACCUGCUACGCUGUUGCCGACAGCUGCCGACCAAGGACAUCCAGGAACACUACAAACAUGCUGUCAGGCAGAAUUUCCGGGUUCAUUCAGAUGAAGACAACCCGGAGAGAAUCCAACAGAUUAUUAAGAGAGCCAUUGAAGAUGCUGACUGGAUCGUGAACAAAUAUAAAAAACAGCACUGAGAUUCCAGAGCCCGAAGUGAAGCUGUGCUAAGGACAUUUGAAGUUGAGAAGCUUCUCUCCUUCUGGAACUAAUCAUCAUCAGAAGUUCUGGAAUAUUCUUUGACCUUGUUGGCUGAGAGAACAAGACUUCAGAGGGAGAAGCUGACAUUUUCUUAGACAGCUCUUCUUGCCACCGUCAUGUUUCCAGCAUCCUUUAUGUUUGCUAUUCCAGCCAGGAAUGAUGUGAA
This is a messenger RNA of Castor canadensis (American beaver), 464 nucleotides long. It is a transcript of the gene Lyrm9, whose product is annotated as LYR motif containing 9. The record is from RefSeq and is a predicted model, not a curated record. NCBI's taxonomy places the organism in Eukaryota, Metazoa, Chordata, Mammalia, Rodentia, Castoridae.